AUGUCACUUCCAGCGUUUUUUGAAGCCGACGGCAAGAAAAACCCUGUCUUUGACGCGUUCCGCAACGUCAACCAUGUAUCACCAGAAGCAAUUGUCGAUCUCGACUACAAUGGCUCAGAUAGUGGCGCUCCUUGUCUUCAACAGAUAAGCACCAAUCUUGGUGCAAUGUAUAAGCAGAUGGUCAGCAACGCCACUGACCCGUUAAGUUUCUUUGGUGGCGAGUUUCGGGCUGGAGAUGACCCGUUCGGAAAUGGUGACCCAUCUAUCGGGUCGAUAGAGGCUGGUUGUCAUACAGCAGUGCAUAGAUGGACAGGUAAUCCAAGAAUGCCAAACAACGAGGACAUGGGGAAUUUCUACUCUGCGGGGUACGACCCUGCGUUCUACGUCCACCAUGCAAAUGUUGAUCGUAUGUGGAAAGUAUGGAAGGAUUUAGGUAUCAAAGGACACACUGAACCUACAGACCCUGAUUGGCUUAAUGCAUCAUACGUGUUUUAUGAUGAAAACGAAGAGCUUGUACGUGUUUACAACAAAGAUUGUGUCCAAACUGAAAACUUAAAAUAUGAUUUCGAAUUAUCCCCACUCCCUUGGCUCAAGAACCGACCCGUUGCACAUACCAAACCAGAGACCACCACGAAACCUGUUGAAAAGGUUAAAGUGCCGGACGUGAAGUUCCCCAUUAAGCUAGACAAGAUACAGAAGGUACUUGUGAAGCGGCCAGCGAAAAACCGAAGCCAAUCGGAAAAGGAAAAAGCGACUGAGCAGUUGUUGAUCAAAGGAAUCAAGUUUAAUGUCUCCAAGUUCGUCAAGUUUGAUGUGUUUGUUAAUGACCAAGAUGAUGUUCCCACAAGCUCGGCAUCCGAGAGCGAGUUUGCAGGUAGUUUCGCACAGUUGCCUCAUCACCAUGGUGGCCACAAAAAGUUAAUGACAAGUGCAGCAAGGUUCGGUUUAACAGAGCUUUUGGAGGACAUCGGAGCCGAGGAUGAUGAGUAUAUUUUGGUGACAUUGGUGCCAAAGGUAGGGGCCGAAGAUCUCACCAUUGAUGAAAUCAAAGUGGAGUUGGUUCCUAUUGUUUAA
Messenger RNA from Lactuca saligna, 1074 nucleotides. The record is from the annotation of a GenBank genome assembly. NCBI's taxonomy places the organism in Eukaryota, Viridiplantae, Streptophyta, Magnoliopsida, Asterales, Asteraceae.